Messenger RNA from Ceratitis capitata (Mediterranean fruit fly), 2078 nucleotides. Its product is annotated as ubiquitin-conjugating enzyme E2Q-like protein 1. Lineage: Eukaryota; Metazoa; Arthropoda; Insecta; Diptera; Tephritidae. The transcript is spliced from 5 exons. The record is from RefSeq and is a predicted model, not a curated record. The coding region runs from base 792 to 1592 and encodes 266 amino acids.
UCGCAUUUUUCGCAACACAAGUUAACGGAAUUUCAUUGUGAGCGGUUGUGUGAUGCGGCGAGCGGCGAGCGGCACAGUGGGUCUCUGAUAAUAGUAAUAAUAAUGAAAACAUACGAAUCAACUAUCUACAAUUGAAACGAGUGUGGGGGUACAUGGAUGAAAAGUGAUUACGCCUAUGUGAACAAAUACAAAUAAUUUGAAAAUCUUUGCGUGUCUUUUGUACAAUAUGAGCAACAUUUUUCAGAAAUAAAUACAAUAUAUGUAUGCAGCAUCUGUGCUACAGCAAGCAUUGAUUUUGCCCAUCUGCUUAGCUUUCAGAUAGGGCGGUUGUCCAAGGAAUACCGACUGAGCAAACAAGCAUCAAUAAGCACUGCAAGGGUGCAACGAAAACGAGGGGCAAUCCACAUAAUAAAAAAGUGAAUUCUUAAUUUAAUGUCAACUGUUGAUAAAUAAUUGAACUUUGAUUGGCGAUAAGCUUUCCGGUGCAAAAAUAUGAGGUUUUGAAAAAAGACACAUAAAGUGAUUGCAAAUGGAAACCUGGUAAAAGACUGAUUGAUUGGAGUAUUUAGAAGUGCUCAACUAAGAACGGGAGACUGGUCCAACACUGCUAGAUAACCACCGAAAAACUUAGAAAAAGGAACACCAAAAAAAUAUAUGUACACGUAUUUGAAAAUCGCCGUGCAACGGUUGUGACCAGUUUCUCACCACAUUGCAACAAAGUGAAAAUCAAAGCAAAGCAACCAAAGACUUUCAUAAGGAAUUAACCAAAGCUCAAAAUCAAAGGAGUGAAAAUGUCUUCGCGUUUAAAAGAGAAAGUCUCCGCUGCCAUACGGAAAUUCAACAAAAGUCGAAGUCGCAGUGGUAGCGGCGACAAAGCUGGCGACGCUGGUGGUGGUGGCGCUACUAGUGCGAAUAAUGCCAACAGUAAUGCGGGAGGCAAUGUGUUGGUGAAGAAUUCAAAUGAAGUAGUGGCAGCUGAAUCACCUGGCAAACGCAUGCGACGGCAGGAUAACAAAGUCUCACCAGCCACAAGUCGAAUGGUUAUGCCGGUAAAUGUUCAACAUGCACCCGAUCAUAGUAUUCGAGCAAGACGAUUAAUGAAAGAAUACAAGGAGAUACAGAAAGUGCAUAACGGUCAAAAGGAUCCAGUCUUCACGGUGGAGCUUAUCAAUGAUAAUUUGUAUGAGUGGUAUGCAAGAUUGCAUAUCGUCGAUCCAGAUUCAAAAUUAGCGAAAGACAUGACCGAAAUGAACAUUCCAUUCAUACUCCUGCACUUGGUAUUUCCCGACAACUUUCCAUUUGCCCCGCCGUUUAUGCGUGUUGUAGAGCCGCGAAUCGAGAAGGGUUUCGUAAUGGAGGGCGGCGCAAUUUGCAUGGAGCUACUAACGCCACGUGGCUGGGCAUCAGCGUACACCGUAGAAGCGGUUUUAAUGCAGUUUGCGGCGAGCUUAGUCAAAGGGCAGGGGCGUAUUGUGCGGAAAACGAAGAGUUCAAAGGAAUUCAGCAGGCGCACCGCCGAGGAAGCGUUCCGAUCGUUAGUAAAAACCCAUGAAAAAUAUGGCUGGGUAACACCGGCGCUCUCCGACGGCUGAAUCGAAACGCUCAUUCAUACAACAUACAACAUCUGUAUACACUCGAAACACUAGUAUUAAAACAAAGCUGGUACUGAUGAUGAUUGAAAACAAAUAUAAAAAAAGUAAUUUUUGUGAAAUUCUGGUCAUAUUAUACCGACCAAAAUUCUCUUUACUCAUAAUUAAGUUUAUUAAUUAGAUACAAUACAUGUGUGUAUGUUGCUAACACAAUAGAAAUUAUAAUAUAUUGUAUAAUAAUAAGUAAUGUUUGCAAGAAAUUUGCUGUAUUUUUCUUUAAAAAUGCUGCCACAAUAAGAUAAAUUUGUUUGUGCGUAUAUGUAUUGGUAUGUGUUCUCGUAUUUGCAUUUGUAAUAAUUUAAUAUGUAUAUAUGUAUGCAUGUACGUGUACUUAUGCAAGUACGUCAUUCAAAAACUAUGGGAACAUUAAAAUUACGUUUGCAUCUACUUGUUUCUAUGUAAUAUAUUAUAUAUAAAUGAUAAAUAAAA